AUCCGCUUCGUGCAUUGGACUCUGGUUGAGUUUGUUCAUGCAAAUCUCUGACGGACGGCACUCGCGAUGGCCACUACGUACCGGGAGAUCGCUCCCAUAACAGACCAGCGCGACAUCUUUCCCCAACCCAUCACAGCGCUCUCGUUUGAUCCCGUCUCCGACACGCUCUGGACUGGCUCGAACUCUGGAAAUGUCGUCGCGUAUUACUCCGCGCAGGGCAUGCGCGGAGUCGCGUUCCCCGUCGGCGGCGGGCUUGCUGUCAAGAGGAUUGUAGCUACCGAGUCCGCCGUACGCGCAUUUGGUGUCGCUAGUGAGGGGAUCGGUACAUGGGGCAAGGGAGGAGUGAACAAGUGGUAUUGCAGGUCUCACGUACCUAUCACCGCUUGCUCGGCGAACACCUUCACGACAUCCAUCCUCGCUGUAGGCACUGCCGCGCCGGAACUACUCAUGGUGAACGCACACACCGGAGACAUUAUUCGACGAUCGCAGGCUCCAUCUGUUUUCACACACCUGCAGUGGGCCAUGACGUUCAUCGUGUCAGGAUCUUCUGAUGGGUUUCUGCGCACCCACGAUCCGAGGAAUGCGAUGGGUAGUAACACCAGUAGCGUCAAGGCGCAUGCUAGUGCCAUACAAGGCCUAGAAGUCAAUGGAUGCUACGCAUACACUAUCGGCAUGGGUACCAGACAGGGCCAUCCGUUCCCCGAGCCGCUGGUCAAAAUCUACGAUCUGCGUACGUUGAAGCCACUUCCACCCCUUCCGUUUGCGAGCGGGCCUGCGUUUAUCAGUCUGAUGCCGAAGCGUCCCAACACACUGGCGAUCACUUCGCAUCAAGGCCUGGUCAACAUCGUGGAAGCAUCGAAUCCUACCGUGAACGAGUUCUAUCAGCUGGAAGCGCCGACCUACAUCACGUCCUUCGCUGUGUCCCCUACGGGAACGUAUAUGGCUUUUGGCGACUCCGACGGUGCCAUCCAUCUGAUGACCGCAGCGGAGGAGGGCGCGGAUCUGCCCUUCAACGGAUUCGAGGGCAAGCCUAUAGAAUGGCCUGACACGCCAGAGCCUCUGCCCGAAAUCGAAUGGACGGACUCGACCCCCCUGAACGUGAUCGGUAUGCCAUACUACAACGAGCUGCUGCUCUCAUCAUGGACGCGGGACUUCAUCUCGACUGGCUUACACUAUCCUCCGCCUCCUAAAAUCCCGCAGCAGAUCCUCAAUACAAUGAAGAUCAAAGAUAACGUAGCGUACGCUGCGCUGCCGAAAGAGCUUAGAGGGCGGCGGAAUUUGGCGGUAACGGCUCCAAAGAAGAGCGGGGGGCGGUUCAGGAGCGGUAAGGCAAGGAAGAAUUCGGAACCAGAGACGCCGACAUUCGAGUACGAUCCAGAGAACAUACCAAAGCCAUAUCGGAAGGUCGAGAUAGAGUACUCAAAGUUCGGCGUAGAGGACUUUGAUUUCGGUUUCUACAACCGUACCCAGUACAGUGGUCUCGAGACCCACAUCUCCAACUCCUAUACCAAUGCCAUCGUCCAGCUCAUGCAUUACACACUGCCUGUUCGGCGACUGGCGAAGUCGCACAUUGCGACAGAUUGUCCGCGCGAGCACUGUCUGCUGUGCGAGCUGGGCUUCGUGGUGCGCAUGCUUGAGGAUGCGAGGGGCACGAACUGCCAAGCAAGCAAUUUUUGCAAGACGGUGGGCGUUCUGGCGCAGCUGAAUAAUGCCAUCGAACUUAUCGACUACGGGCGGGAGUCGGCAGAGCUCAAUUAUGCGCAUAUGAUACAAGCCUUCCACCGCUUCCUUGUCGAUCAUCUGAGUUCAGAGGGCAAUUCUUUCCCGCACAAUCCGAGUCUACUCCCGUCACCUUCCUCCUCUCCGAACUUGCAUUCUCCUGCCCCUGCUCCAAUCACGCAACUACUCGGAAUUGAUGCGAAGAAUGUCAUCACAUGCACGCACUGUAAGGCGGUAAGGGAGAAGGAAAACAUGACGCACGUCAUCGAUAUGAUCUACCCUCGAAAGCCUGGCGAUGUGACACCUGAGGUAGACUUUGCAUCGAUGCUCAGGCAUUCGCUGCUACGUCCAACAACGCACAAGGCAACGUGUCAGACCUGCAAGCAGUUCUCCACCUUCGAGUCUCGGCGAUCGAUACGCACGAGAGACCUGCCGCCCAUUCUGGCUGUCAACGCUGCCGUGUUCACCGAGGACACCUUCAAGUUUUGGAGGGACCAACGGAAUCAGACGUUCUUGAAGCCCACUAUUGAGGUGCGCGGCCAGGUGGAAGGUAUCGAUGAGCCGGAGGCUGUCAUCUAUGAGUUGAGGGCUAUGGUCACACAGGUCGUGCCGAAGGAGCAAAAUUCUCAUCUGAUUGCAAUCGUAAAGAUCCCUGAGAUGGAGUAUCCGGUGCAUCCUGAAAUGGAAGAAGGUCCAUGGUAUAUAUUCAACGACUUCGUAGUUCGGAACAUCAGUGAGGAAGAAGCGCUGAGCUUCCCCUCCAAUUGGAAGGUCCCGGCUAUCCUUUAUCUGGAGCGCGUUGAUCUCUGUCCCAACUUAGACUUCAGUGACUUGCCUCAAACAAUAGACGAGUCCAUCUUGUGCCGUGAUACUAACGUUGCGCUUAAUCGUGAUAAGAGAAUGAUCAAGCAUGAGCCGCUGCGUCAUGAUGAGCUGCCAAUGCCCGGCACUCUCAUUGCUAUUGACGCUGAGUUCGUCAGUAUGCAGCAGGAGGAGACAGAAUACCGGUCUGACGGCACGAAGACGGUGCUUCGACCUGCUCGAAUGAGCCUUGCCCGGGUCUCGGUACUGCGAGGAGAAGGUCCGAAGGAGGGUGUACCCUUCAUCGACGAUCAUAUACAUACAAGUGAAGUGAUUGUGGACUACCUCACCGAGUUUUCUGGUAUCAGGUUUGGGGAUCUUGACUUGAACAUGACGCGAUAUACCCUCACUCCCUUGAAGUUGGUCUACAAGAAACUACGUCUGCUCGUCGAUCGGGGAUGCAUCUUCAUUGGACACGGCUUGUCAAAGGACUUCCGAAUUAUCAACAUUUUCGUGCCACCAGAUCAAGUAAUCGACACGGUCGAUCUGUACUUCUUGCCGCAGCGACAGCGGCGGCUUUCGCUUAGGUUCUUGGCUUGGAUUGUGCUCGAGCAGAACAUUCAGACCGAUACGCACGACUCGAUCGAGGAUGCUUUGUCCGCGCUGAGGUUGUAUAAAGCAUACCAGUCCUUCGAGUCACAGGGUAUCUUUGACCAGAAACUGGAAGAACUUUAUAAAGAGGGCAAAAAAUAUAACUGGAGACCCCCACCGCCUCCGGAAGCACCGGCGGGUGCUGUCACUGCUCCUCCAAGUAGCACGGCGAGCCCUGUUCCGCAGUUCCCGACCAACCCACAUUCCCUCAUGCAACCGCCGUUUGCGCCUGGACAGUUUCCGGCUGUCUUCCCGCUGCCUACCUUCCAGAUGCAUACACCAAAUCAGUUCUUACCUCCGAAUUGGGGAGGUAGAUGAUAGGAAUGUCAAUUAUGAUGAGAUGAUAGAAUGAAGAAUGAUUAGUUGUAGCUGCUAUUAGUGCUUGGAUUUCGCUGUAUCGUAGCGACAGAUUACUAGACGUGUUUGUAUUAUCGAUCUCUCAUUCAUAUGAUGGGGUGUCAACUCGACAAUGAUCUCGAAGUACGCGGGACGACAUAAUACCCAGACGUCGUUUACAUGGAAGUCAUACCGAAGCUGAUAUCGUCAACGGG
This is a messenger RNA of Laetiporus sulphureus 93-53, 3722 nucleotides long. Its product is annotated as cysteine proteinase. Gene Ontology annotation, cellular component: P-body; PAN complex. The transcript is spliced from 17 exons. The record is from RefSeq and is a predicted model, not a curated record. Lineage: Eukaryota; Fungi; Basidiomycota; Agaricomycetes; Polyporales; Laetiporaceae. Gene Ontology annotation, biological process: mRNA processing; nuclear-transcribed mRNA poly(A) tail shortening. Gene Ontology annotation, molecular function: protein binding; poly(A)-specific ribonuclease activity; nucleic acid binding. The coding region runs from base 67 to 3489 and encodes 1140 amino acids.